Molecule: messenger RNA, 517 nt
Organism: Terrapene triunguis (Three-toed box turtle)
Lineage: Eukaryota; Metazoa; Chordata; Testudines; Emydidae
Product: glycogen phosphorylase, muscle form-like
Exons: 5
Biological process (GO): glycogen catabolic process
Cellular component (GO): cytoplasm
Molecular function (GO): glycogen phosphorylase activity; pyridoxal phosphate binding
Source: RefSeq, a predicted model, not a curated record
GACACUGCCCCCUCACAGACCCAUGGCUCUGCCCAGCAGUCGAGGAAGAAAGGAAUCCAAGGGCCCUAUUCAGCAUCUGCACCCACCCUGUUUCCUGGACUCCAUGGCCACCCUGGGACUGGCCGCCUACGGCUACGGCAUCCGCUAUGAGUUUGGCAUCUUCAACCAGAAGAUCUCUGGGGGCUGGCAGGUGGAGGAGGCUGAUGAUUGGCUGCGCUAUGGCAACCCCUGGGAGAAGGCCCGGCCCGAGUACAUGAUCCCAGUGCACUUCUAUGGACGUGUGGACCACGGGCCCGACGGCACCAAAUGGGUCGACACGCAGGUGAUCCUGGCUCUUCCCUACGAUACACCUGUACCUGGUUACCGCAACAACACUGUCAACACCAUGCGCCUCUGGUCCGCCCGGGCCCCCAACGAGUUCAACCUCAAGGACUUUAACGUUGGUGGUUACAUCCAAGCCGUGCUGGACAGGAACUUGGCCGAGAACAUUUCUCGGGUGCUGUACCCCAAUGACAAC